This is a messenger RNA of Porites evermanni, 21888 nucleotides long. The record is from the annotation of a GenBank genome assembly. Lineage: Eukaryota; Metazoa; Cnidaria; Anthozoa; Scleractinia; Poritidae.
AGCUCAUCAGAAAAUCCAAGGAGGAAUACAACUCUAGAAAUUCUGUUCUCUAACUACGACAAAGACGUUAGACCAAAUCAAGGAGGUAGCUAUAUUCGUUUUGUUCAUCAAGAUUAUAGGAGAUUGAAUGUUCUUCUUAAAUCAUUCUACAUGUUUCCCUGUAACAUAAUUACCACUUAAAAUAUUUUGCUUGGUGCAUAUUAAAUGUUAACAGGAUGAAGGGAUGGAUGGGUUAUGAAGCGGGAGUGAAGUGAUUAUUUCAUCCGCCAAUUGUAUGAAGUUGCCAUAGGUGGGAAAACUCCCGAGAAGAGGUAGAAAAAGGUACUCUACGAAAAAUUUCUAAUGGCCGCCCAAUGGCGAGGCCGGAAACCCUAGGGAAAACAUGCGGCUUAUAGGCAAUAAGGCUUCCGUAAAUAAUAUUUAACGAAUUAUCAAAUUAAAGAUAUUUACUCACGGACAUUGCAUCACUUAUCUAGACUAAAAAGAGGUACUUCUUUCGGAGUGCAGCUUCAGUGGGUGGGCCAUUAUAAGCAGCGCCAUAGAGUUCUAAAGUGAUGACGUCAUGUAACUUAAAUUUGGGAAAUUAUGGGAUUUGUCACGAUUUUCUAAAAGGACAACAUCCAAGAGGCCUACUUGCCAAAAUCAAGCAUUGUGAGGCAAGUUAGCCCAGUAAUGCUCUGAUGACUCCAUACAAAUCCUUCUAAAGUUGACUUGUCGCCCCAUGUAAGGUAAUCCGGAAUCCGGAAUCCAGGUAAUUUUGGUCUGUGGAAUCCGGAAUCCACGGCUUUGGAAUCCGGAAUCCAGCUAAUGGAAUCCGGAAUCCAAGCAUUGUAAUCCAGAAUCCAGGUUGCUGGAAUCCACUCUGUUGUGAUGGUUCCAGGGCCUCUUCUUUUCCUUUAGCGACUGUUGCGUGAAAAUCUCAUGUCGCAAGGACGCGCAACAGGCAUGUUCACGCGUGUUUCACUCGCAGGAACAUCCCUUGUCAUUGUGACAUAUCGGGUAUCAAUUUGAAACAAUGGUCACAUUAUAAUGACGUGACAGAAUCCCAGGGAGUGAUUCAUAUUACUGUAUAUUAUCGCUCUUUAUAAGACACCCUUUCGACCUUUUUCCCCGUUGCGCUUUUGGAGUCGGAGGUUUAGAUUCUUUUCCUGUUUGGGCGCAAUUGGAACUAAUUUUUGGAUUUCAGGUAACGUCAAAAGAAUAAUAAUAUAAAGUAUCCUUAUUCUUGGCCGUAGUAUCAGUAGUCGCGGUGGUUGCAGUUACUGGCUUCUUUCAGGCACAUGUCAUCAGUGUCACUCAAAGAAUGACAUGCUGCACGUGGUGUCGACGUGGUGUCUUUCAUUCAGUCCAGAUUCAAUCAGUCGAAAUCAGACAUCUCGAGAGAUCACUUUGAAUUUUUUUCUCAAUCGAUCGUUAUCAAUCUUUGUCAGCAUGGGGAAGCACAAGAAAAAGCAUGAGUCGGAAAGGUACGUACGUCUAUAAAUUCGGUGUUUGUGACUUUGUGAUGGAAAUGUUUUGGCGGCGUGGUUUUGAAUAGAUCAGAAUGUGUGAAACAGUAAUCUAAAACUUCGAGCAGCUAUAUCUGUCUGUUUCUAUCAUGUUCAGAAUUAUGAGCUAACUAUCUUGCAAAUUUAUGUACAGGAGUCCAAGAAAGAAAGAGAGAAAAGCGGAGAAAGAAAAGAAAAGUUCAAGGUCUGUGGAGUUGUCGUUGUUUGUUCUAUUCGUGUUUUCUGCUCAAAAAGCGGUGGUUGUGCGAACACUUACUGAAGCGUUUCUGUGAUCAAAAUUAUAUUCGAAGGUGACAGCGUUUCCAUACCAUUUACAGACAUGCUAAUUAAAUAGAGCAUUUGAUCAAUGAAACGAACAUACCAAAGUGAAUCCAAAGUAAAUUAUCGAAUUUACUUCACCGUAGAGCUCCGGAAAUUGCUUGAAAAGGUCUUCUUCGCCCUUGUAGUUUGUGCAUGAGAGAAGAUAAAGUAUGCACAAGACUGUUCCUAUUGGUUUGGGCCACUGACUGCGAUCCCAAGCAAAAGAGCUUUAUGAAUUCCAUGCUAGCAGACAGGGCGAAGUACCCCUACCAAGUCCCUAUUCCUGACUGCCCACACAACAUCAAGUCAGUACGUUCUGCAGAGUUUUGGCAUUGGAUUGACAUUGAUGGAUACCUAGUGAAUGUAAGGCUGCUUUUGGUGCUACGUAGAGAAUACGAAGACAUCAAGAAAUCAGUUUCAUUGAAAGCAGUUCGAAACAAAGAUCGGAUGGAUGUAGAAACAGCAGUGGAGAUUCACCGGAAAGCGAUUCAAGAUUCCAUUCCAGAUGAAAGAGUGAGCACAACAUUAGUUCCAGAACUGGAAUUCAAGCACUGGAAAAAGAACGGGGCCUCUCUUUUAAGCUACCCGGUAGGAUUGGCAUUCUCCCCAAAGCAUAGCAGGCUGUUUAUUACCGAUAGACGUCUCCAUGCAGUCUUCAUGGUUGACAUGCACUGUCCAGCAAAUGUCACAUUAAUCGCUGGUGGUGGUGAGCCCGGGCACACUAAUGGAUAUGGCAACAAGGCCAGAUUUAGAAACCCAGCUGGUAUUGCGGUGAAAGAGAGCGGGAAGCUGUACGUUUGUGACCAAGGAAACGGAAGAGUUAGAGUAGUCAAUUUGCGAACGCUUUUCUGUCACGCUUCCCAGAUUGUACAAGGGAGCGCCGAAGAAAGCCAAAGUGAGGAAGAAGAUUGCGCCGGUAGACGUAUCCGUAAAGUCCAUGUACACGAUCUUUCCCUUAUUUCUGAAGGUAAUGUACCGGAUCUGGUGUCACCAUUUGCCAUAUGUGCGUCUGCAAAGGGUAGCGUUGAACUGUUUGUGUCAGACGUUGGUCUUGGCAAGAUUUUUUCAAUUUCUGGUGUUGUAGACGAUGAGGAAACUAACUGCGUCGGCCAGUUAAAUGAAUUGUUUUGUUUUGAUCGAUCUAGUUUAUUAACUUCAUUAGCCUUAACACGUGACGAGCAAUACUUGUUAGUUGGAGACGGGAAUGGUUCAUGUAUUCAUCUUUGUCAAGUGAGAGGACGAUUGAAACUGAGAACAAUUUCGAAUAUUCCAGGCCUCAUGGGUAUUGCAGUGACAGAUGGUGGAACCGUGUUCUUGUCCUCCAGCAAAGAACACGCACUGUUCAGUUUGAAGGAAGAAGAGAUGCUUGGGGGUAAAGAAACCCUAACAAAAGUGUGUGGAGAAACUGCAGGCCAUCGUGAUGGUGUCCAAAGUCGAUGGAACAAGCCUACUGCUUUAUGCGUAUAUCGAAACACUGUUUUCGUAUGCGAUACCGGUAACGUAGCAAUAAGAAUGUUGACGUCAGCAAAGGGACUGAUCCCCCUGCAAAGUAAGAUGGCCCAAUAUGCAAACGUGUUCCGACUCGACAAGAAAGCCAAAGAAGAAGACCUACCACGUACAUUUGAAGAUCAUGUGAAAUCUGUCGAGGAGUUGGUUGCAUUUCUCUCUAACCACGAACAGGAAGCCCUGGAGAGGACGGGCAAGCGAAAUACCAACGGUCCCGACAUGACCAUACCUCGAUGCACCCGACAGUCCUUCCUCAUAGUGCUAGAAUCGCUGACCAGCCUUACCAACACGCUAACGGAGAUUGGGCAUAGUCACCUUCUGGACAGGAUCUGUUUCGAAAGUAUGACAACUUUGGGCGUGGAAUGCUAUUUCAAAGGAAUGCGAGCAGACCACGACAUGCCUACAGUGGCUAACUACGCUUACAGAAGAGCGCGCUGCGUGGAAGACGAUAUGCUGCGCAUUUACCAGAAGGAUUUCUCAUAUUUCACUGGGCCCAAUUCAUAUUAUCCGGAGAAAAUUAUCAAAGGUGAACCCCCAAACAUCAAGACGCGACCAAACAAGCUGUCAGCAAUCACUGAAGGAACAGGUAGCAAAGAAGAAGACACAAGGCGAGAAACUGUGAUGCGAGAAUUUGCUAAGGAGUAUGGAAGAGGCGUAAGACAGGAAAAUGUCCGCUCAAAAACGAAAGAGCUAACUGGCACCCUUCCUUAUGCCCUUAGUAUGUGUCCCACUACCAUCACAGCCUCAUUAGAGGAAAGCGAAGACGUAACAACAGCCUGCCAAGUUGUGGAUGCUAAUGUGGCAUUGCGGAGUACGGCUGUACGGGUGCAAACCAUUUACCAGAAAGACGACAUAUUGGCAGUAAGACACAACCGUAGAAGAGAGAUCUCACCCUUCUGGUUAGCAGUUCUUCUGGAGGAUGUACAAAUAGAAGUGAAUGGUGGAAAUUUUGUGCAGCAAAGAGUAUCCCUAAAGUGGCUAAACCAAACAAGUGAUUCACUAACAUACACCUCCGGUGAUGUCUGUAAUGGGAAUUCCCCCAAGUGCAUUCUAACCCGAGUACUCGACUUUUCUUCCGAUGGAUCAGACAUCAUUUUAACAACAGAGGAGGAUAACAGGCUCUGUCGAAUUGCUAAUGGGGACUACGGUGACGAUGAUGACAAUGAGAAUGAAACUGCACCACCAACUGCAGAGGAUGAGGGAGAAGUAUCCCUCCCGAUAAGACUGCCGGGAGUUAGUUUAUCAGGACGGAGAACGACACGGUUUAUUCUGAGAUAAACGUUUCCGUUGCCUGCGUAGCUUGUAGUAUAGUAAUUGGACUAUCUUCACGCUAUUUGUUGGUAAGCUGUAACUGAAGUUUUACAUUUCUGUGUGGCAAUUAAACAAUUCGGAGACGAAUUAUGUUUGAACCUGAAAAGCACUGAUUUUGGCAAUGUGUACCUCUUUUGUUAUUGUUGACGCCGUUGUUAUUAUUAAAAUAAGAAUAGCCCUUCCUCGUUAGUAUUUCUUCAACGAUGUGGACUCAGUGGACUUCAGAAACCGCUCCCAUAUUCAUAAUCCUCUCGGGUAAGGCCAAGAAUUAUAUUUUAUACUUAUAUUUUAUAUAAGACAAUGUGCACUUCGGGUAAAAAAAGAACAAGCUUUUUUGGUGAAAACAAAGUACAAAGGAAACGUUGAAAACCAGAAAAUAGAAUUUUGAAAUCUGGAAUCCAGCCACUUAUGGAAUCCGGAAUCCGCGGAUGUGGAAUCCGGAAUCCAAGACUCUCUUGGAUUACCUUACAUGGGGCGAGACUUGGGUCUAAACGUUUGGAAAAUAGGACUCUUGGAUGUUUCCUUUUAGAAUAUCCUGACAAAUCCCAUAAUUUCACGAAUUUAAUUUUCAUGACGUCAUUACUUUUGAACUCUAUUGUGGUGGAUCUGAGAGCCGGAGCCGGGCCGGGGCUAAUUGGUGUUCCUAAUUUAUUCAUAUGCCAAACUGAAGAUCUACAUUAGUGUGACGGCUGCCACUGUACCUCUAUACCCCAGAGGGUCUACCUAAUCAUGAACAUGUUUGUGUUACAGUUGGCCCACUCACAGUAGAACUUGAUCUGUACGUUGAAUCAUUUGCUAACAUUGCUGAAGCCAAUAUGGUAAGUCACAUGAUAUCAAUUUUUGGAUAGUAAGAGUGCAUGAUUCCUCAAAGAGCACGAAAUUUGGAAUCUAGAUUUAAUCGAGUCAGUUCGUGUUGUGAAACAUGGAUAGUGCUGUUUCCGUACAAUGAUAAGAAUGGUAAUAAUAAUAAUAAUAACAAUAAAACAAAAAUAAUAAUGACAAAGACAAUGACGGUUAUAACGGUAACGAUAAUGAUAUUGAUGGUCAGCAUCAUCAUCAUGUUCAGUAUAAUUAUUCUCUAUAGCAGUCCAUUUUCAUUCUUGUCUGUCUCUUCGUUUUAACAGGAGUACACAGUGUUUGGCUACAUUCGCUAUUACUGGACUGACAAGCGAUUUGCUAGCAAAUUCAAUGAGACUUUUCGUCUUAAAGGUUCGACAAUUGAGUGUGCGUGGAUCCCUGACACCUACGUCACUAACAUGAGAGAAUCAAAUCUUAUGGCCGAGAACUCUGAUGUAGGGAGUUUAUUCGAGAUCCAUCCGAAUGGAACGAUUUUUUAUUCGAGAAGGUUGGUUUUAAUUCCAUUGUGGAUUAGUGGGGUGAGUGCCAUAUUGGGUUUCUUCAGCCACUAUGCAAAAAGUGAUCUCAACAAUUGAAAUGACUCCGAGCGAAGAGUGAAAUAAUCCAUACUGAUGACAGAUCUGGACAGUGCUUCUGACUAGUCUGACCAGUUCAGGAAAAUUUUCAAGAAUGAAAGCACGUUUAGUUUUUACCUCCCAAACCGUUUUUUAUAAAUCAUUUUUAUAAAUUUAUAAAUAAAUAAGUGGUGGUCAACAUGUCGGCAUUUUCGAGAGCUCACUCCAUUAAGUUUAGUAUUCCAGAUUGUUUUAACAGCAAAACAAAUAAAUAAUAAUGAUUUGGAGGUAGCACAUCCACAAAGUGGUUCUUCGUCUACCUGAUUCCUGGUCGAAUUGGUAUUUGGAAAUGUUGGUUUUUGAGGAGAGGGGAAAACCGGAGUACCAGGAGAAAAACCUCUCGGAGCAAAGGAGAGAACCAACAACAAACUCAACCCACAUAUGGCGUCGACGCCAGGAUUUGAACCCGGACCACAUUGGUGGGAGGCGAGUGCUCUCACCACUGCACCACCCCUUGCUCCCCGCAAAAGGCCAAACCACCACCCAAAAUUGGAAAGGGCUGUAUAGGAGAAGGUAGGGGGUAGGCUUGAUUACCAGCCGCUGCUCAAUAAUUGAGCCCUCCCCCCGAGCCUAGGAUGGGGGUUGGUAUGGUGUCAGUCUAGAUGACCUUGAACUAACUUGUGUCCGUGUAUUUCAGUUACAAGAUCGUUGCCGCUUGCGACAUGAGAUUGGAGCACUUUCCAAUGGACACUCAAAAAUGCAGUUUGAAUUUAUCGAGUUGUAAGUAGGCGUUUUUUACUCCACAAAGUCUAACUUAGACCGCAGUUUAAGAAAGCCAUUGAACAUCCGAAACUGUCUAUAAGUGGCUUAUUUUGAAAUAAAUUUUUUGUAGAUAGUUUGUGUAUGCCUGGCGUAGUUUACAGCAGACAAUGAAUGUCUCGGUUUGUUUGUUGUGAUUUAAUUUAAAAUAUUUUAAGUAUCCUUGAUUUUAAUGAAAAAAUAUUUCUUCAAGAGACGAUUUUGGCAUUAGUUGGAUGUUUGUAGGGUGGCUGUUUUAAAAACAAACAGUCUUGGAAAAAUUGUACCCAUUUUGUCAUAGCUGCCCUCUUAUCCACUGGUGGUAUUUUGCCAAUCCGCCUUCCGCCGAUGUAAGUGCACAUGAUGCAAUUGAACUAUGUGAAAUUAAUGGGUUACACAUCAAGACUAUUGAUAUAGCAGUGUAUUGGGAAUUUACUUUUCUUUAGAUAGCUAUAAAAAAGACGACGUGAUUUACAAAUGGAAAAACAGCACGGGGGAAGUGGAAAAGAAGAGCAUCGCUCAAUUUGACAUGAAUGAAGUGGAACUGAACUCAAUCACUGAACUCUAUGUCAGCGGUUAGUGAUAAAUGUACCUACAAUUUAAAAAUUCUUUUCUAAUGGUCCUAUUCCAUAACUUUAGCGUGCGGUAUCAACCGCUGCCCGCUUAGCUCAGUUGUUAGAACAACGGUCUGCCGAUCGGGAGGUUGUGGGUUCAAACCCCGGCCGAACCAACAACCAGGGGUCAAUUUAAUAAAACGUUUACCCGUGUAAUUUACAAGUGUAGCUAUUGAUCUCAGACUCUAAAACAAUUGCUACACUUGUAAAUUACACGUGUAAAAGUUUUACUAAAUUGACCCCAAGGUAUUAAAAAAAACCAGGGUAUUAAAAAAAAGACAGGGUAUUUAAAAAAACUGGUAAGAUCAAGCUGGCUGUGAUUUAAGAUGAUCGCGUCAUUGGGCGAUGACAUUAAGCUGUUUGCCUUCUCUCCUUCAUCCUUCUUUCAUUAGUCAAAUCGAAGACGACGUAAAAGAACCCACACUAUGUGGUCUACCUUUCAAGCAUCACGCAGCAUUCAUAUCAUGGGCUAUGGGUGGGUUACAGUAAGCUCAUAAAUGAACCAUAAAUCCCCGUGUAUCCGUUUGCACGCAGCCUAAAGGGUCUCCUUUAUUUCACUAAGUGUCAAGUGUUCCUCAAAUCCAUAGGGACUUACAGCGUACUUACCAUCAGCUUUAACUUUAAACGACGCCUUGGUUAUUACAUCAUCCAAGUGUUUUUCCCAGGCAUCCUUGUGGUUGUGAUGAGUUGGACAGUGUUCUGGUUGGACCCAAGAGACAUGAGUGAUAGAGUUGGCCUGGGUAUCACAACCGUACUGGCUAUCAUGUUUCUGCUGGGCUCUGUAAGCAUGUCGCAACCUCGUGUUAGUUAUCUCAAGGCCAUUGACUGGUACCUGCUCGGGUCUUUUCUGUUUGUCUUCCUCGUUUUGGUGGAGUGCAUCCUGGUGUACAUUUUGCGUCCAAGAAAUCGAGAUUCCAAGAACAGCGCGCAAGGAAAAGACCGGGAUUUGGAAAUGAGCACCAUAAAUAAUCUUCAGGUGGGCAUAACGAAUUGUUGUUGAAAUUAAAUUCAAUGAUGGCCUUGCAGCUGCUAUUUACAGACAAACUGGGAAGCCCCUUCAUUAAACCUUUAAACCCUAAGAUAAAAAAAAUCGAAUUCUUAUUUAUUGCCCCUAUUCAUUUCCUACAGAAGUAGUGGGGAGAAGUUGAUAAAAUAUGAAGCAAAUAGGCCAUUUGCACUGAGAGAUCAUGUGACAUCAGGGUUCUAUCUAAGAUUUAUCUUUUGGGGGAGAAGUCCCGAUUGACCGAAGGCAACAAUCUUCCUAGGGGGGUCCAGGGACAAGCACCCCCGGGAAUUUUUUUAAAUGAAUAUGCACUGAGAUGCAAUCUGUUGCAUUUUGAGACACAAUUUUGAGAAAUGUUACACUGUGUGCAAUGACCUUGUCAUGUCUGAAUGAUUUUUCCAAUAUAGUUACCUAUACACCGUAGUUAUAACAAUAUUUUUUUGGGGGAAGCUGGGCAUUCAUUUUGGGGGGGAAGCUUCUACCCCUCAAAUACCCUAGGUAGAACCCUGGAGAUCGUUUUUAUGAAAAUGAAAGUUAUAUGAUUUCGCCUUCGAAAAUGGAUUUGUGGGUCAUAUCUUAAACAAAGUAAUAGUGAUUUGGCUUUUCAAACCCGCACCAUUUUCUUAAAAUGAGUAAGUUCGUAAAUUAAUGGUCACGUGAUCAAAAUUCAAACGUUUAACAAGACAUAAGCAAAAAGUAGUAUUGGCCGCCAUGUUGGAGGCCAAUACAAAUCAUACUACUUUGUUGAAAAAUCAAACUGCCAUAAAAUAUCUCUUAAAUGCGUUUCCUCUCAACUUCCAGGUGUAAGAUAAUUUUUACGUGCUCUGUCAAUUUUUGGCAUCAGAAAGAUUCUAACUCAUUGUUUAAAGGAAGCAUUAGUCACGUGACCUCUUAGUGCAAGUGGCCUAUUCAUCUUGUGUGAUCAUGUCCGUAAUUCUCGUGACCACUCUGUUUUAAAAAGCAUUGAUAUUACAAGGAGAAAUUUGAUGCUGAUCACUCUUAGGGCUUAAAGGGUUAAGCACUAUCAAUAAUACAAAAACAACUGAGCUAAAAGCAGGCAAGAAAGUCAAACUAGUCUCAAAUCUAAAGGGUUCUUUCACUUACCAAUAUUUAUAAGAAAAUUAAACAAAAGAGUGCCGCAACAACAAAUGGGCACUAAGUCAGUAAAAUUGCUAGCGUGCUUAGCAACGCGAUGUCUAGACCGAGCUUUCUUCUUUGGCUUCGUGAGACUAGGGGUGGGCUUCGGACCCUCCCCCCUCCCCACACCACCCCAAGAUAAAAGGGAUCAUUUUACCUUUAUGGGAAACUGCCCACCUACCCCUCCCCUAAGCCAACUUUUUGCCCUAAGUGAGAAGUAAGUAAUAAUGAUGGUUUAAGGGAGGGGUAGGUGGGCAGUUGAUUGUUUGAAACGUCAUAAAGUCCACGUGCGACUGCCUCAAAGCAAGCAAUGCAUAAUAUUGUAAUGGCGACUAUUCUAUUCUCUCUUGAAAACACUAAAUAGAAGUUUGCGGACCUCUCCGGAAAUCAACUUCCUUUUUAUUUUAAGCGUUUGAUUGGUCUAAAAAUAACUUUGGUGAAACUCCUAUAUCCUAAGGGCUAGUCUGGGCGUUUCCAUCUCUGUCCCAUAAUUCUCUUUUCAUAAAGGGAUAAAAGAACUGGCCAGUAUGAAUAGGGUUAACUUUAAAAGAUCAACAUUAGAAAGAAGAAGGCGGCAAAACGGUUGUAUGUGACAAAAGUGACAGGGUAUUACUUACGUGUUUUGUCGAGAUCCCCACUUAACAUUAAUGUUUUCUGGUCUUUAACGAAAAGAUCUGUUUAAAGCAAAGUGAAGUUUGGCGAAAAGUUAUUUCAAACAAAAUUAUUGUCACGCUUGUCACACAAGUUUUGCCGUCUUCUUCCCUCCUCCGUCCUGUUCACUAUUAAUUAUGACUUUCAGGAUGCGUCAAGAGUGGAAAACAUCGCUCUGAAAAAACGCGAGAGUACUAACUCAAGUAAUGGCGAACCAUCUCAGAUCGAUGCCGAGGAUGAGAUGAUUGAAGAGUCUCCUACGCAUGCCCAGAAAGGUUUUAGACGAUGCCCCCCAUGUACCUAUGGAAAAAUCGUUGAUUACAUUUGCCGGUUCUUGUUUCCAUUUUGUUUUACUUUGUUUAACGUGUUUUAUUGGUCUUAUUAUUUGUCCGAUUGACUAAACGUUUUUUCAGGUCGCAAUGUUAAGGUCAAAGUAUGAUGUCACGAUGGGGGGUUGGACUGUGUUGAUUGGCCAGCUAUUUUGCUAUUUUUCAGUUAGAUACUUGAUAGAUAGUUUAAGGUAGACAAUUUUUAAAAAUCGUAUGAGGAACGUUGCAGUAUUUCCAAAAAAUGAAUCUAAAUGUAAACAAAAAAAAGGGUGUAAAAAAAAAAGCCUUCAGAUAAUGUUGAAAAUAUAAAUAAAUUUUUAAUGCACGUACAUUGUAUUAUAAAAAGUUUAAGUCCUAGACUUAGACUGACGAUGCUUGGAAGCUAAUUAGAUCUUAUUGUACGACGAACUCACCUUUAAUUGCAAUAAAUUUAGCAUAAAGAGAUAAAAACGAAUUUAUUUAUUGCCCCUAUUCAUUUCCUACAGAAGUAGUGGGGAGAAGUUGAUAAAAUAUGAAGCAAAUAGGCCAUUUGCACUGAGAGAUCAUGUGACAUCAGGUUUCUAUCUAGGAUUUAUCUUUUGGGGGAGAAGUCCCGAUUGACCGAAGGCAACAAUCUUCCUAGGGCGGUCCAGGGACAAGCACCCCCGGGAAUUUUUUGAAAGGAAUAUGCACUGAGAUGCAAUCUGGUGCAUUUUGGGACACAAUUUUGAGAAAUGUUACACUGUGUGCAAUGACCUUGUCAUGUCUGAAUGAUUUUUCCAAUAUAGUUACCUAUAUACCGUAGUGAUAACAAUAUUUUUUGGGGGGAAGCUGGGUAUUCAUUUUGGGGGGGAAGCUUCUACCCCUCAAAUUCUAUAGGUAGAACCCUGGAGAUCGUUUUUAUGAAAAUGAAAGUUAUAUGAUUUCGCCUUCGAAAAUGGAUUUGUGGGUCAUAUCUUAAACAAAGUAAUAGUGAUUUGGCUUUUCAAACCCUCACCAUUUUCUUAAAAUGAGUAAGUUCGUAAAUUAAUGGUCACGUGACUAAAAUUCAACGUUUAACAAGACAUAAGCAAAAAGUAGUGUUGGCCGCCAUGUUGGAGGCCAAUACAAAUCAUACUACUUUGUUGAAAAAUCAAACUGCCAUAAAAUAUCUCUUAAAUGCGUUUCCUCACAACUUCCAGGUGUAAGAUAAUUUUUACGUGCUCUGUCAAUUUUUGGCAUCAGCAAGAUUCUAACUCAUUGUUUAAAGAAAGCAUUGACCACGUGACCUCUUAGUGUAAGUGGCCUAUUCAUCUUGUGUGAUCAUGUCCGUAAUUCCCUUGACCACUCUGUUUUACAAACCAUUGAUAUUACAAGGAGAAAUUUGAUGCUGAUCACUCUUAGGGCUUAAAGGGUUAAGCACUAUCAAUAAUACAAAAACAACUGAGCUAAAAGCAGGUAAGAAAGUUAAACUAGUCUCAAGUCUAAAGGGUUAUUUUACUCAACAAUAUUCAUAAGAAAAUCAAAGAAAAGAUUGCCGCAGCAACCCCCUAAUGGGCAAUAAUUCAGUAAAAUUGUUAGCGUGUUAGCAACGCGAUGUCUAGACCGAGCUUUUUUCUUUGGCUUCGUGAGAAUAGGGGUGGGCUUCGGACCCUCCCCCCUCCCCACACCACCCCAAGAUAAAAGGGAUCAUUUUACCUUUAUGGGAAACUGCCCACCUACCCCUCCCCUAAGCCAACAUUUUGCCUUAAGUAGAAGUAAGUAUUAAUGUUGGCUUAGGGGAGGGGUAGGUGGGCAGUUUCCCAGAAAGGUAAAAUGAACCGAUAAAAGCAAGAAAGUAUAAUGGAGGAAAUCUUAGGGAGCUGGGCAGGAUAUGUAAAUUUCACUAAAGUUUUUUUUUAGAGUUUGUAAUAAAGCGGAAGUCUAAUUCCUGCAGAGACGUGGAACAUUUGGAUCAAUUUAGCUUUCUGGGAAACUGCCCACCUACCCCUCCCCUGAGCCAAUGAUGAUUGAUGAUAAUGAUGUGAUAAUGAUGGCUUAAGGGAGGGGUAGGUGGGCAGUUGAUUGUUUGAAACGUCAUAAAGUCUACGCGCGACUGCCUCAAAGCAAGCAUUGCAGAAUAUUGUAAUGGCGACUAUUCUAUUCUCUCUUGACAACACCAAAUAGAAGUUUGCGGACCUCUCCGGAAAUCAACUUCCUUUAUAUUUUAAGCGUUUGAUUGAUCUAAAAAAAACUUUGGUGAAACUCGUAUAUCCUAAGGGCUAGUCUGGGCGUUUCCAUCUCUGUACCAUAGUUCUCUUUUCAUAAAGGGUUAAAAGAACUGGCCAGUAUAAAUAGGGUUAACUUUAAAAGAUUAAUAUUAGGAAGAAGAGGACGGCAAAACGGCCGUGUGUGACAAAAGUGACAGGGCUAUUACUUACGUGUUUUGUCGAGAUCCCCACUUAACAUUAAUGUUUUCUGGUCUUUAACGAAAAGAUCUGUUUAAAGGAAAGUGAAGUUUGGCGAAAAGUUAUUUCAAACAAAAUUAUUGUCACGCUUGUCACACAAGUUUUGCCGUCUUCUUCCCUCUUCCGUCCUGUUCACUAUUAAUUAUGACUUUCAGGAUGCGUCAAGAGUGGAACAUAUCGCUCUGAAAAAACGCGAGAGUACUAGCUCAAGCAAUGGCGAACCAUCUCAGAUCGAUGCCGAGGAUGAGAUGAUUGAAGAGUCUCCUACGCAUGCCCGGAAAGGUUUUAGACGAUGCCCCCCAUGUACCUAUGGAAAAAUCGUUGAUUACAUUUGCCGGUUCUUGUUUCCAUUUUGUUUUACUUUGUUUAACGUGUUUUAUUGGCUUUAUUAUUUGUCCGAUUGACUCCAAAAACUUGAAAACGUUUUCUCGGGUCGCAAUGUUAAGGUCAAAGUAAGAUGUCACGAUGGGGGGUUGGGGGGACGCGGAGACUGUGUUGAUUGGCCAGCUAUUUUGCUAUUUUUCAGUUAGAUACUUGAUAAAUAGUUUAAGGUAGGCAAUUUUUAGAAAUGGUAUGAGGAAGGUUGCAGUAUUUCCAAAAAAUGAAUCUAAAUGUAAACAAAAGAAAAGGUGUAAAAAAAAGGCUUAAGAUAAUGUUGAAAAUAUAAAUAAAUUUUUAAUACACGUACAUUGUAUUAUAAAAAGUUUAAGUCCUAGACUUAGACUGACGAUGCUUGGAAGCUAAUUAGAUCUUAUUGUACGACGAACUCACCUUUAAUUGCAAUAAAUUUAGCAUAAAGAGAUAAAAACGAAUACGUGUGCAAGUGGUGUGUGUGUGUACUUGUGGGUGAGGGGUGGGAAGGGUGGUGUGGGUGUUAAGAUACGUUUGCCUAUUGGUUUUGUACUUGGAAACAUUUCUGGAAAGAGAUGUUAUACUAAGGCUUCUUUCUUCAAAUCUGACACUUCAAAGUCAAGUAAUUAUUUGCGUUUUUCAUGAAGAAAUUUGUUCACAUUGAAUAUUCAGAUCUGCCAAGAAAUUAAAAGAACUUCUUCUGAGACCAUGGCAUUUAUAUCAAAGCUCAUUUAUUUCUUAAGUACUAUAUUUACGUAACGAAUCUGCGUCCCGGCCCCAACCUCGUUAACGACCAGAUCUGGUUAAAUAUAAUAAUGUAACUGAGCUGAAAAUUAAACUUUGAAUGUUCUGUAGGUCGGUAGGUAAUCCUUUAAAGUUUGUUAAUAUUUUAGUAUGUGUGGAUUUUAAGAUUGAGUUUUUCAUGCAUGUCCAUCAAAAAUGUCGGCGCAGGGGCCUGAUGACUGACUGUUAAGGUUUCCACCGAAUAAAAUAAUUUCGUCUUUGAUUGUUGAUUUUUACGUCUUCCUAAAAAGAUUUUAGCGAAAAUUUUGCAUAUAUGGUUUUCGUUAUGUAAAGUAGCGACAUAAUGUGUAUAAAUUGUAAUGUAAAGCAGUUGGUAGAACUCGAGACAAUCAUUUUCUUUUGCCCUAAAACAGAUUAAUAAUUUAAUGCCUGCAUAAAAAGUGUUUGAUGUGUAAACCGAGAAAAAAAGAGGAUUUGUUUUACCGAUUUUCGCAAGCUUUAACCGUUUGGAGAGUUCUUUAAUUUAAGGUAAGGAAUUAAAUUCACACUUUUGGUCAUCAAUUGAAAGGUCACACCAUAGAAAUGUUGCAAAACUAGAAAUAAUUAUUACUGACAAUAAAUGACUGAUGGCUUGAAAGUAUCAUUGCAAAAUGGCCAGCCAGGCUGGCUGGCACUAGUUAUUUUAAUUCGUGUUUUGUGAGUUUCAUCUGGCAACUGUGGUGAGAAACCUCUUGAAUAAAAGGAGAAAAAUAUGUCGAUCUACAUGCAGUGGAAAGGAAAUGAGGUGAGAAACGUAACUAUCUUUUAUCGGAGUUUAUGAUAAAAAGUUUCCAGUGAACCUUUCAGUGGUAAAGUAAUGUAGUGUAACUGACUUCAUUUCGUCACUCGUUGCUUUUUUUUCGUUUUUUUUUUACGUAAGAAAAAAAGGAUAUAAACCUCCGGGGGCUUUUAUUUGGGAAAAAAUGCCCUCGGACCACCAACAAUAGAAAUUACAAACAUGCACGAAAACACCUCAUUACGGUCAUUUUGUUAGUAUGGUUUUUUAUUUGGCUAAGCCCUCUUUUUUAUUAUUUAUCUUUUUUUUAUUGUUUCUUAUUCCAGGGCAAUAAGUUGUGUCUUUGUCAAAGACUUGAUUAGCAGGUGAGGUAUUGUUGAGAGUGUUAAACGUUAGUUCAAUUGUAGGGAAUUUUAUCCUCAGACAUCCAGGAGCAGCUUAUUGUAAGGACCUCUCGAGGUUGGUAAGUUUACACGAGGAACUGGAGAGGCAGGCAUUCAAUCUUACCAAUCCAGUACCUGAAGCAUUUGAAUGUCCUGCUUCUGAUUGGCCAAAAAAUAUUAGUUUAUUUAAGCAAUAGACUACACUUUCUAUGGGUUUACCGGCGUGAUAACCCACGCGGGAUGUUGGGAGAACACGAACCAAUCAGAACGCGCGUACUGUCUCAGUUAUUUUAUAAUGUACGAUAACACAUUACGCUUGACUUGCAGGUUUCCAUACAAUCCUAAUGAUGAUCUUACCUAGUCACAGCUUAGUGACAUAAUAUAUUCAAACUCACAAUGAGUCGGUAUUUUUUUUAGGUGAUAUGUAUGAUAUCUGGAAAUCUGUAAUAAUCCUUGGUGGUCUCUUUUGCGCUGUUAUCUCAUCGCAAGAACCGUAAGUAAAAUAUACCCAGGAAUAUUUUGAAAUUAUUUUGUGCAACGUGAUGAUAAAUGAAGGGCUAGGUAAAUAUCUUUAAACGAUAUGAGUAACGUUUCACAGGUUUCCUCACUUUUAUGCCCUCGCUUCCUUGCGUCUGAGGACAAAGGACGAUGGAAAAAGAAAAGAAAAGAAAAUACUGGGAAUUGCAAAUUACCCGCAGCUUACUUUGAAGUGUUACCUUUGAAAAAGAACAAACACCAAGUAGAGCUGUGAAGUCAAAAUGAUUUAAAUUAUUGAAGUGUAAAACCUUCUGCCACUUAACUGCAAAAAUCUGGGAAAUCCCGUUUUAUAAUAAUUUCUUUAGUCGAUGGUCUGAGAGAUAAAUAUACAUUUGUAGCCAUUUUGUAACCUAUUACUCACUGUUAUGCAGAUACUACAGAUAAAUACGCAACACGUAGAAUUAUGUGCAUUUGUCGCCAGCUGAACCAUCGUAUUUCUUUUUGCAGCGAUGAAUACGAGGAUUCCGAUGUAGUAAAGAAACUGUUCUCUAGUUAUGAUCGAAACUUGAGGCCUAAGUUCAACAGUAAGUAGUACAGUCAAGGCAGGUCAACCGUACCCCCCAAAAUUCUAUUAAUGAAUUGAUUAUUUAAAAAAGGAAUCCGUUAGUCGUUCCUGUAACUAGUGUCAGAUUCAAAUUGGCAUUCCUGCAUGCGUAAUGAGCGGUGAAUUUUUUAACCAGAACGUCUUUGUAUUUGGUCAGAUUGAAAAUCUUUGAAUGGAACAAAAUGCUUCGAAGAGUUUUACAUCAAAUUCAGGGAAAAUGAGGUGGUAGAAAUUUCAUAACUGUCUCGCGUGUAAAUACACGGCUCAUUACGCAUCCAAGAAUACAGAGAUGAAUCUGAAAUCUACAACUGCCGACGGUUCAACUUUCGAAUAAUAAAUUCAUUAAUGGAAUCUUGCGGGGUAACGCUUGACCUGGCUUGACUGUAAAAUAUAUUUUUUAUAUUUCGAAUAUCGGACUGAAAUAAGUUUCUUGUACAUGAAUUUUGGACGUUGAUCCAGAAUUCUUGAACUGCUCGUGUAUUUGUACUCAUUGACAGAAAGCUCUCAUUAGAUCUGCUUCAAUCUCAGAAUGUUGAUUUAAAAGUUUCUUUAGGUUUACCUAGCAUUGUUGACUACAACUUGCUACUUAGUCCAGAAAAGUUGCAAGUUUCGAUUCAUUGAUUAGUAUGAUAUAUAUAUCUUUUCUGAUAUAAUGUUGUAAUUUAUAGACUAGAUAAUUAUUCACUCGUGUAAUUUUUAAUUGUAAGGCACAUUUGAAAACUGUAUAGUUGAAUUUGCGCGGUAUAAAUAAAUGUUAUUAUUAUUAUUAUUAUUAUUAUUAUUAUUAUUUUUAAAUUAUUAUUAUUAUUAUUAUUAUUAUUAUUAUUAUUAUUAUUACUAGUAUGAAAGAAAUAAACUCUGACACGGAUGGUGAUAGUCCAAAUAGUUCUCUCAGUCGAUCGCGACACUUGAUAAUCAAACGGUUCGUAUAAAUCAACCCGAGUCCCAAGUUGACUUAGCUCUUACAUGGUCUUUACGCUGCUUUGUUUGUGUUCAUCAAUUACAGGUGGCCCUUUAAAUGUAAUGGUGGACCUGUAUGUGGAAUCCUUUGGAAACAUAAAGGAGGCCGACAUGGUAGGUGCAUCCUUUUUACCAACUUUCUUAUAUUACAUUAUUUAUUCAUUAAAAACGCUUUUUAUCUUCACUUUCUACUUUCAAUUCAUAUAAUUAUAUGAAAGAAGAUCAUCACAGUUAUAGACGCAACUUUUGCAAUUGCGAAAAGAAAUUUUUCUGGCUUUCUUUUCGCUACUGCAAAAGUUCUUCUUUCAUAUAAUUCUUCACUCCUCAGUUCUCGUAUAUGAUUUUCAUAUAUUCAUAACUUCAUCAUCAUCCUUUCAUGGGUAUAAGUGCUAGUAGGACACUGUUUGUUCGUCUCAAACACUGGGGACGGACCGUUGUUCUUACGUGGUACUAAGCCACGAGAAGGUCUAGCCGUUUGCGAUACUUUCUUUUCCCAAUGCAGUAAAGAUCAGCGGUACACUGACUGCCCUAACCUCGCCAAAGUUUAAUCCACUGUCUGAGCUAAUCCAGCCGCCGCUACGCCCGCUAGAGCCAUUCUAAUUUGGUUGUGGCAGGCAUGGACAAUAGCCUUUGACAGUAGUUUUAGCUGUCCUUAUAGGAGCCCAUCUGCAAGAUAUAGCCGUCUUUAUGUACAAUAUGACACUGCACUCUAACAAUCAAGUUACUUGUAUUAGCUCAAUUACUUAUUAUCUGUUGACUGCAGGAAUACACAGUCUUUGGCUAUUUUCGUCAAAGUUGGGUGGACAAGCGCUUGGCAGGAAAGUUAAACCAAACAUUAGUGUUGAGGAAUACCGCAAUUGACCACGCCUGGACACCUGACACAUACUGUGUUAACACCCGGCAGUCUAACCUCAAAACGAGUGCGUCUGAUAGCGAGUCCGCCAUGAGGGUUGAUAUUAACGGCAGCGUUUUCUUCACCCAACGGUUUGUAAAUUUUUGUCAUAAACAGGACAAAAUCAAAACUAAUAAAGGACGUUAAAUUGACCCACCUUCAAUUUUUGGCAUAGGCGAAUUAAAAAUAAAAUAAAAUAAACAAACAAAUUCGGUCGUACACCCGCAAAAAAAUACUCUCCACAUAAAUGAAAGCUCCUAUUGAAACCAUCCAGAAACCAUCCUAGAAAAGCUCACUCGAUGUAAGGGAAUACAGAUUCCGGAAUUCGGGAAAUUUUUGCUUCCGCAAUCAUGGGCGUUGGAAUCCGGAAUACCGCUCAAGAAAGAAAUCCUGAAUCCCUAUGGCGAUUGGAAUCCAGAAUCCAAGUCCCACUGACAAAGACCUUGAAUCCGGAAUCCAUUGCGUAGAGUCCAGAAUCCAAGACUGCCUUGGGUUCCCUUACAUGGGGGUGAAAACCAAUUGAACCAUUGGUACCAAUGGACCAUCGGAAUUGCCCUGUACCUAGCCAGGCCACACGAGAGAAUAAUCCAAGUCCCCUUAAUGAGACGCAUAUUAACCAAAAGAACCACUGGAAUGACAUCAUUUUCUAUUGGUACCAAUCCUACCACUGGUACCAAUGGACUCCCUUCUUAUCACCACUAACACCAAUGCUGUCUAUUUGUGAGUAUUGAACAACCCUCCCAAGACAUGUUCUGCACGAUUUAAAGAUUCCUGUAAGCCAGAGGACUGUUCCUGUAAGCAGCUACGGACAUUGUCGAAUUAAGCAAAUGUGCGAGUUGUUGAAGGAACUUCUGAAUGAAUUCCUUGACAAAAGAUGAAUAGAUGUAUGAAGGACGUAUACUUAAAAUAACAUCGACAUCUUGUGUGUUUAGUUCCUAUCUUUUUUUUUCUUUAUUUUGCUUCAGAAUUCACAUUAUUGCGUCCUGUGAAAUGAAUCUGCAGGAUUUUCCAUUGGAUCACCAGGAGUGUGUUCUUAAAUUUAUAAGCUGUAAGUGAGCAACCUGUUAUAUAUUGUUAGCAGGCAAAUUUGGACGAAUGAACGAAGGAGUGAAUGAACAGAUGACCUUCUGAGAGACUGAUGACUAAUGACGGACUGGUUCACUGACUGACUGACUGACUGACUGACUGACUGACUGACUCGGAAUAAAUGAAGAGAUGGAGGGAGGGACGGGUAGGUGAUUGAACAAUGGAUGGAUGAAUUGACGGAUAGCUAACUAUAAUUUCAACCGGGUGGCCUGUUCAGCAUGUAGGCUUGUCGGGUCUCAUGAGUGGCCAGUUUAAUGGCCCAUCCAAACCAUUAUCAACGAGUUCAAACUAAUGCAUAUGAACGUUCAAGCACGCCGUUGCAUUUAAUUUCAUAAUUUAUGCAUUGCAGAAACCUUUGUUAAAUAGUAUUAACUUGUUGCCUUUAUGAUCGCAGAUGCGUACAACACUUCAGAUAUUGUCUACUGGUGGGCGAAGGACAAUGUGGAAAUUGAAAAGAAAACAGUCGCUCAGUUUCAGAACGAGGAGGUUCAUUUAAGCAAAACAGUAGAGCAGUACAUCACGGGUAAAUACUUGUUCAACCUUGAUCAACAUCUAGAUGCCAGAGCUACAUUGGAUGAUAACAGCCUAUUUCUUCUUCAUAAACGCUGUGCAAGAUUUAUAUGUGAAACUAAUGUUUUGCUCAUACUGCUAGUGAUUACCCGACCUGUUCAUCAGAUAAUGAUGAUAACGACAACGACAACGACUACGACAACGAUAACAAUGACGAUAAGGACAAUGAUAGUGAUACUGAUGAUGAUGAUGAUGAUGAUAAUGGUGAUGAUGAUAACAAUAACAAUCACGAUAAAAUACCUAAAGCACCCGCGGACCCCAAAACCUUACAAUUCAGUGUUGAGGUUUGGACGCACCCAUGACAUCAGAGAAUAAUUAUGUUUACUAAGUUAGCGCCUAAGGGCUUUGUAACCGGACAUGUUUUUGAAAAUUAGCUUUAACAUCGUGCACAAGUAGCAAAAUUUGCUUUAAGCACUCAACUCGAAGUGCCUCUAAGAUGCUAUUGCUGUUUGUCACUUUCAGGAAACUUUACGAUGCUGUCAGUCAGUUUUACCUUCCACCGCAGUAUAGGUUAUUACGUCAUGCAGGUUUACGCUCCAGAUGUUCUUGUGGUUGCCAUCAGUUGGACUCUAUUUUGGGUGGACAAGAAUGUAAGUCUUUUGGACUUGAGGUUUCUUCGUUAUUGCUCAAAAAGGUUACUCCUGCAGUGAUUCUGUUACAAAUAGUUAUUGUGAGUUCCUGAGACCAAUCUAGUGAUAACCAGAAUUAUUGCGGCCCAAUUCAAAAUACAAUAACUCCUAAAUUGAAAAUUCUUGGGAUGCACCCAGACAAUUAAUCUGAAGACAGGCUCCAAAACUCCUUCUUUUGUAAAGCACAACGGAGACUUAAAGAAACAUGCGUCUGUAAACAGCCACAAGAAUGGCUACAGGAAUCACACGAACAGGAUAUUCCACAAUAUACAUCUUCAGACUGAUCUUUGCGUCCACAGGACGCAUGCCCUUAAUUAUUUUUGCGUAUUUUGGGAUUCUUAUGCGUCAAGGACGCAGGACGCAGAGGUUACAAAAUGCCCUUGACCUCAAAGAGUAAAUGACACAGUCAUACGUAUGGCUAUACAUGUUUUUUAUCAUCCUUAUUUUGUAGGACAUGAAUACUCGUAUGGCCGUUGGCGUAACAACCAUUCUAACAAUCGUGUUUCUAUUGGGUUCGGCAAAUACAUCUCUUCCUCGGGUUAGUUAUGCCAAAGCCAUAGACUGGUAUCUAAUGGUUUCGUUCGCUUUCAUAUUUGCCGCUCUCGUGGAAUGCAUGUUUGUCUUUCAUUUUCGUAUCGACGGCGGAAAGAGGGAGAACAAGAAAAGUACGUUUUCACUGAGGAGCAAGGUAUGGACAGCUGAAUAGUUUUAUUUUGUUGAUGCCAAUGCCAGUAGCUAAGUUUAAAACUGGUUGAGCAACAUUAUCUGUCAUUCAUGUAUUUUUUUCGUUGUUCCUGAUUGGCGUUUCAGCAUUCAUCUAAUUCUGCAUAGCCGUCUGGCACUGACCUAAUUUAGAAUAGUUGGAAAAAGUUGUUCUCUUAUGAUGGGCAUCAUUCGUAAACUUGCAGAAUAAAAAUUCCGCAAACUUCCAGACGCAUUUGCCAGACGCAUUUAAGGUUAUAAUUAAAACGUUUAGAAAAAUGAACAAGCAAGCGGACAAUUUUGUUUCUUGCCCCUCCUACCGUUAGCGUAAAACAGGCUUGCACUAUUUGUGUAUUUGUUGGCGGUUUUGUUUGUUUUUAAAUGUUUUUUUUCUUUAUACUUCAUUUCCUGCAGAAAAAGAGACGUUUCUCUGGCCGACUGAUCGCUUUAAUGAAAACCGGCCUGAGGCGAGGAUCCUACAGAAUAGAUGAAGAAGAAAUCAUUGAAGCUCCUUCAAAUUUCAAACGCCAGAAAUCCAGCAUUUGUGAUCACAAUGGCAACCAUAUUAAACACGGGCAAGGAAAAAUAUGCAAGCAAGCUGAAGAAAUUAGCCUAAGUGACAGAAUCGAUAUAACAUCCCGUUACUUGUUUCCUUCUGCUUUUCUCUUGUUUAAUAUUUUUUACUGGUUUGCAUACGUCUAUGACAUUCGGGUGCUUCCUGAAAGUGCACGCGAUAUGUAG